UUAAUCCCAACUCAUGUAUUCUUGAUUGAAGGAGCAGCUAGCUAUACAUGCUUACUUUUAGGUUUCAUCGCAUAUGCCUUCUUCAUUUGCGGUUACCAUAUCAUCUCUUAAAAGAUGCGUUUUUUCCCCUCAUCUAGCAUACCAAGGUUACUAAGCUUGUAACUGCAGUGCUUGUGUCUCGAGUGGAACAAAACGUGAAAGUACCCUUUAGAGUUGUUGGAUGGUAGAGAUAUGAUAAUAUGGUCAAAAGAGACAACUUCCAAACCUUGUAAUAAAAUGUCAUCACAUUGUAGUCUUCAAAAUCAAAAGCACCAAGUUCCCAUGCUAUUGAAUUCUAGUUCUACAAAUUUACAGAAGAGGAAAUGUAAGCAAUACAUAAAUGGUGAUAAAUUUGAUAAUGCCAAAGAUCAAAAAAGAAAAUCACCUUCUCAUGUCUUAUGUUCAAGACUAUCGGAUGGAAAAAGGAUCAAAUGUGGUUCCCCUCAAAAUGAUAGGGUUGAAUUUUGUUCUAUUUCUAGACAAGACUAUUCUCACCUAAGUGAUGUUGUAGAUUCCGGGAAGCGACUAAAUUAUCUUAUGAACGAAGAAAGCUUUUAUAUUCAUGCUAGAGAUUUAAUGGAUAAUAGUUAUUCUUGUGGUAUUGCGACAUCAAUCAAAGAGAAACUAAAAGAAGAAGACAUGGAAUUCGCCGACUCUCGAAAGAGAUUUUUACCUUCUAGGAGUAACCAUCUUCCAAGACCAUUUAUUCCCAUUGGACCUAGGUUUCAAGCUGAAGUUCCUAAAUGGGAGGCAUCAACCAACAUAAAACAAUAUGAUAAUGAUGAUUGUUUGAAGUGGUUAGGCACCCAACUUUGGCCAAUGCCUUCUUUAUCUAGAAAUAAUGCAAAAAGUCUUGGAAAAGGUAGGCCUGACUCAAGCUUGGGUGAGAACCUUGAAUCAGUUGAUUGUGUUAAAAAACACAUUGAAGUUAGGGAGUUCUUAAAAUCGAAGGUUAAUGACACUUUCUCAAGUUGGAAGUUUGAUAAUAAGAGAGAUGCGUCAAAAUCAUGGACAACAGAAGAGGAGAAGAAAUUUGAAUCUCUAGUAAAAUUGAAUCUAUUAUCAAGCGACACAAAGUUUUGGAAGCUCGUCAUGGAGUACUUUCCAUCCAAAUCUAUUGAGUGCAUGAUGAAUUACUAUUAUAAUGCAUACAUCCUAGAUGCAUGAGUAUAGAAAAGAAGACCUCCCUUUAGCAUAGUUCAUGGUGAAUCAAAAUAAUAACUGUGAGAUUGAAAGUGCAUGUUCAUCUAAAGGUAUGACUAUGAUUUCAAUUACCAAAAAUUUGAAAAAUUGCAAUAUUGAAAAUGUUAGGAGCUCGAUAUCUAGCUCAUGCAUCUUCAAUUUCAUUAUCAUUUAGAAGAUGUAGUCCUUGAAUGUGCUAUAAAUUCUCUAAAGUUUAGUCUCUUGUGGUUAUGUAUAAAUGACAUUUUAAGAAAAGUUGAUACAAGUUUUGUACAUCAAUUUAUUGUUGGAAAUUUUGCUUUUA
Lathyrus oleraceus (garden pea) is the source of this 1525-nucleotide messenger RNA. Its product is annotated as AT-rich interactive domain-containing protein 2. The transcript is spliced from 4 exons. The record is from RefSeq and is a predicted model, not a curated record. The coding region runs from base 232 to 1206 and encodes 324 amino acids. Lineage: Eukaryota; Viridiplantae; Streptophyta; Magnoliopsida; Fabales; Fabaceae.